AUGCAGGGGGAGUGGGCAGCGCGCCUGACGAAUCCACAUGUGGUCACUGAUUCAGGUCCCUUGUUGGCUCCGCUGCCCAUUGAAGUACAAGGCACGACAUUGCAAGACGCCAUUGAUAGAUGGUCCAUGCAGCACUCCAUUCAUGCUCUGACACGGCAUAGUGGGAUUGUGCUGCUCCAGCUGAAGCGUUACUACUUUCAUGCAGGCUCUGCUGUCAAAAAUCGUGAGCCUGUAAUGAUUGAGCCGGGCCGACUUGUGACCCUACCUGUUUUCCGCUAUGACAGCGGGACUGAAAUCGAGCAGCAGCAGUUUCGGGUGAUCUGUGUCAUUUUCCAUCUAGGGGAUAGUGUUUCGAGUGGUCACUACCAGACUGCAUUGAGCUACUGUGCACAAUCAGUGUCGCUGGGCGCUGCUGCUGACGUGUCUUGUGCUCCAUGGGAGUACCGAAUUUGCGAUGAUAGACGGAGACCCAGAAGGGCCAAGGCGGCUGAUAAUCAGUGCAUCAAUCACAAUGCUUACCUUAUAGGUCACUGGCCUGCUUGCUCGCAGCUAUAUCUGCUCUGUGCCCUUGGGCUGUGCGAUUUCCCUGUUACCACUGGUGCUGCCCUGUCGGGGCCUUGCAGUGUCGGUGCAAAUUCCUGGAUGCUGCUUUGGGCGGUUGUAGUGUCUGCCUCACCUCAUUGGUUGUCUGCAGUGACUGGCCCAAGCACAGGCAUGGCGUUUGCAGUGCAACUUCCCAAGUGCAUAUAUGUGGAGAUGCUAGAAGAAUGGCUUCUGCUGCAGGCGUACUCCGGUCUCUGGCGGGAGAGGGGACAUGGCUCCUUGCCACCCGCGCUCUCCAUGGCAGUGCGUAAUGACAUCAUUCAUGCUGCCGUCAGUGCGCUGGAGCCAGAGCUUUGUGCUGCCUUCCUGGACUAUGCUGAGAGGCUGCAAAGUGAGCUACCGCGGUAUACCGAAACCUCAUUUCCGCAGCCAUGCACGCUGCCCUCCCAGCCGUCUUCAGCGGAAUGCCUUGCACAUGCGUUGCUGGGGCAAGGACAUGGCUCUCUCUGGACUGGUGCCAGGCAGGUUGCGGCUGAGCUCUCGUACCAAACUGUUCACCGGGCCAUUGGCACUCACCUUUCCUUCAGUGUCGGAGCCUAUGGACAUCGUAGCUUCGUUGGACUGUUGAAACAGACGGGGAAACAUCAAUCUGUCUGUCGACUGCUGAAUGCUCUGGUCACGCAGAUCUAUCCGGCUCAUGUUUGGACCACCGUCACGGUGAAUGUGGAUCUGCAGGCGCCGACGCACAUUGAUGUGGCAAAUGCUCCAUAUGCCAGCCUGUUGUUGGGGCUGUCACACUUUGAUGAUGGUGAACUCUGGGCUGAGCAUGAGUCAGGUGCGGUCUACCAUGAGCAUGGUGGUCGACUUGUACCAGGAUGUGUGCAUCAAGUCAGUGGUGCAGCCCUGCUGUUGAACGCGCAUAACACCACUCAUGCGGUUCAGCCUGGUGCCAAUGGCAAUCGCUUCACGCUGGUGGCGCACACCAUCGGGCAGCAUCUUCACCUGUCUGAGCAGGAUAGACAAACGCUAUGGGAUCUGGGUUUUGGCAUUCCUGGAGCCUUUAGGGUAUUGGCUGCCCGCUGGGGAGGGCACCUUGGUCGGCUAGGUCCACUUGUGGCGAAGAACGAGACGAGUCGGGUGGGUCCCCGGCUCUUCUGCUGGCUGCUUAGGCAGGACAAUGACGAGGCUGCAUUCACGAAGAUGUCAGCGAAUGCAGCGCAACUACUGGCGUGGCCGGCAAUUGACCAGUCAAGCGGACGCAGAUGCAACCGUCAGCAGGCUCAACUGCACCUUCACCCGUGGAUGGAACACAUGCCUACGAUGGGUACUGCUGGCAAUGCUGCUGCAAGUGCUGGAAUGAUGUCUGCGGGCUCCAAUGGUCUCACAUUGGACAAUGAGAGGCCAUCUGCUUCAGGUUCUGGUCCUGCUCAGGUGAUUGUCAUUUCAGAUUCUGAGCAGUCGGAAGCGUCCAGCGAUGCACCUUUGGCACCGGCGGAGAUGUCUGAUACUACACAGAUACUGGGAAGGUCGACGGAGGAUGCAUCCACUCACCAGGCAGCAUCAGAGGGAGUCAGUGCUGAUGAUUUUCAUAUCCCGGAUUCCACGGAGCAUUUGUUAUGCCUCUCAGAGAUGGAUUGA
This is a messenger RNA of Symbiodinium necroappetens, 2181 nucleotides long. Lineage: Eukaryota; Dinophyceae; Suessiales; Symbiodiniaceae. The record is from the annotation of a GenBank genome assembly.